AAUGCUGCAGUGAAUGUUCUUGUACAUUGUCUCUUUGCACAUGUGAUAAUAUACCAUAUUUAACCUGGAAUUUCUGUUCCUUAAAUAGCUCUUGAACCACUGUUACACAGGUCACAGUGUUGAACGUGUAGCGUCCUGUAUUUAUUUGUAAUGGAAGACAACUGUUGUAAACUUUGGAUCGUAAAGCAGGAUUGAUAUGCAUAUAUGAUAUUGUUCAAAAAUCGUUUUUUUAAUCUUAGCAUCAGGUAUCUGGUAGUAAAAAGCUCAAAGAGGCAGAACUGACAGCAUGUCAAGACUGGUUCCUUCAGCAUUUAGCCUAUUCUUGCCUGGGAUUACAAAUUUUUAAUGCAGUUAAAACAACAAGACAACUGUCUUUUGUUUACCCCUGUUUUUGCAAACUCCGCAUGGGUAAGUUCUCUGUCCAUGGGGAUGAUUUUCUUUUGCUGCCCAAUAGCCAGUGUCUUCACAGACAUGUUUGGAUGUCGGAAGACAGCUGUUGUGGGUGCUGCUGUUGGAUUCAUUGGACUCAUGUCCAGUUCUUUUGUAAGCUCCAUCGAGCCUCUGUACCUGACCUAUGGCAUCAUAUUUGCCUGUGGCUGCUCCUUUGCAUACCAGCCUUCGCUGGUCAUUUUGGGACAUUAUUUCAAGAAGCGCCUUGGACUGGUGAAUGGCAUUGUCACCGCCGGCAGCAGCAUCUUCACAAUUUUGCUGCCUUUCCUUUUAAGGUUCCUGACUGACAAUGUGAGCUUCUUCUACACACUGAGGGUCCUCUGCAUCUUCAUGUUUGUUCUGUUUCUGGCUAGCUUUACUUACCGACCUCUUGCUCCAAAUGCCAAAGAUAAAGAGAGUGGAACAAAAGGAAGCAACAGAUUCUCCCUCUUUUCCAGGAGGAAGUUUAGUCCUCCAAAAAAAGUUUUCAAUUUUGCCAUCUUCAAGGUGACAGCUUAUGCAGUUUGGGCAGUUGGAAUACCACUUGCACUUUUUGGAUAUUUUGUGCCUUAUGUUCACUUGAUGAAACACGUGAAUGAAAGAUUUCAAGAUGGAAAAAAUAAAGAAGUGAUUCUCAUGUGCAUUGGCAUCACUUCAGGAGUCGGACGGCUGCUCUUUGGCCGGAUUGCAGAUUAUGUGCCUGGUGUGAAGAAGGUCUACCUUCAGGUACUCUCCUUUCUCUUCAUUGGUCUGAUGUCCAUGAUGAUUCCCCUGUGUAGGGUCUUUGGGGCCCUCAUUGCUGUCUGUCUCAUCAUGGGUCUCUUCGAUGGAUGCUUCAUUUCCAUUAUGGCCCCCAUUGCCUUUGAAUUAGUUGGUGCCCAGGAUGUUUCUCAAGCAAUUGGAUUUCUACUUGGAUUCAUGUCUAUACCCAUGACGGUGGGACCACCUAUUGCAGGGUUACUUCGUGACAAGCUGGGCUCCUAUGAUGUGGCAUUUUACCUCGCUGGAGUCCCUCCCCUGAUUGGGGGCGCUGUCCUUUGUCUUAUCCCCUGGAUCCACGGGAAGAAGCAGAGAGAGCUUGAUAAAACCACUGGAGGAGAAAAGAUGGAGAAAAUGUUGGAGAACCAGAACUCUCUGCUGUCAAGCUCAUCUGGAAUCUUUAAGAAGGAAUCUGACUCUGUUAUUUAAUGUCUUAUAUACCUCCACCAGACUGGACUUGCUUUCGGAAAUUUAAGCAAGUUUUCCUUUUAUAUGAAUUACAAAUUUCUUAUUUUUUUAAUUACAUCCUAAGAAUAGCACAAUAAUUGGGAACUAGAACCCUUAUUACUACAAGAACCAUUUUCUGCCACUGAAUAGCUGGCUGUCUGAUAUUUCCGUGAGUGUGGGGGCAGAGACGCUGGUGUAUGAAAACUUACGUCAGAAAGUCAAAUAUUGUGAGAAUUGAAGCGAUCUCAGUAAAAAGCAACUUUGGAAACUGUGAAUGCUAAUAAGCUUGUACAAAUAUUUUCAAAUACCUCAAGCUAUAAUGAAAGGGUUGCAAUUUGGUUAGGACUGGAAAUACUGUUUGUUGUCUCCUAUGAGGUUUUAAAUCCUGGUGUCUCUAAUUUCUUCUGUUUGAAAACUUUUUACAAAAUCUAAGCCUGGAUUCUAGACCAUGUGAGAUCUGCCUAAGCCUCAAGUCUCUGUUAAAGUUGCUUGCCUGCUGUUAAAUAAGACAUGAGAUUAACUUAUUCUGACUUGCUCCAGUGUCAGGGGAACUGCUUGGAGCAGAUGGUAACGCUGUGUUCAGAUUCAGUGAUGUGGAAAGGCUACUGUGCAGGAGGGCAGAGCAACUCAGAAGUCAGGCGUUUCUUCCACUUAACGUUUGUUCUCUUUCGGUUUGCAGUGUGUUUUACUCAAGUAGCCAGAAACCUCCCAAAUUUCUGAACUUGUUUAAAGUGUAACAAUAAAUAGAAUGAAUGAAAGA
Canis lupus familiaris (dog) is the source of this 2395-nucleotide messenger RNA. RefSeq names its product solute carrier family 16 member 10 (gene SLC16A10). Lineage: Eukaryota; Metazoa; Chordata; Mammalia; Carnivora; Canidae. The record is from RefSeq and is a predicted model, not a curated record. Gene Ontology annotation, biological process: transmembrane transport. Gene Ontology annotation, molecular function: monocarboxylic acid transmembrane transporter activity. The transcript has 6 exons. Bases 346 to 1617 code for a protein of 423 amino acids.